AUGGCAACAGUAGUGGACGCUCUGGUGUUUCUCAUGAAUCAAAUUUUGGGUGAUAAGUUGAAGAGUUUUACCGGAGGAGGUGGUGAGGACGACAGUAAAGCAUGAGCAGAUGGAAAGGAAACACCAGAGUCCAAAGGCAAGUCCAGGGAGGCAUUUGAAGAGUACCAGAGGCAGCUGUUGGAACAAAAGUGAGUAAGCAGAGAUAGUGCUCAAGACACUGCAACACUUCAGAUGGCCGGAGAUGACACUGACAUGCCAGGGGACCUUGCAAAAGAAAUGGUGGAUGAAGACGAGGAAGAGGAGGAGACCAGUGAUUCAUUCCUCCAGGAACUUCAAACCAUGGAUGUGGACACACUGAAAACCAAAGCACAGGCCACAGUGACAGAGAUAAAGCAGACUGCAGGGGAGAAGUGUACUCUCAUGUGA
Messenger RNA from Xiphias gladius (swordfish), 426 nucleotides. RefSeq names its product complexin 4c (gene cplx4c). Gene Ontology annotation, biological process: synaptic vesicle exocytosis; regulation of neurotransmitter secretion; neurotransmitter transport. Gene Ontology annotation, molecular function: syntaxin binding. Lineage: Eukaryota; Metazoa; Chordata; Actinopteri; Istiophoriformes; Xiphiidae. Gene Ontology annotation, cellular component: SNARE complex; terminal bouton. The transcript has 3 exons. The record is from RefSeq and is a predicted model, not a curated record.